AGCAUGCAUAUAAUAUGGUUUUGUUAUACAUUUUUGGCUCGGACGUUCAAUUUUUCUCGGGUGCCUUGCGCGCACGCGUACUUGAGAAGUUUCACUCCCACAAAAGACAUAGAACAUUAAAGUCUUGAAAAUUAAUCAAAGAAUCAGUUAUUUCCAGUGCACCAGUAGCGGGUGUACCCAACUCAAUAAUCCAAAUUCUCCACCUCAUUGGAUUCAUUGGGUGGAUUUUGUGCGUUAUUUAGAGUACGUUGAUUUUCGCGCUGUCUCGCUAGUACGAAACGCUCUCGCCUCGCGGCCCUUCGUCUCGUUCAAUAAUCCAUCAACCGACUCGCUAUUCAAUCGAAGCACGUGACAGUAGCAGACGCUGACACAGGCAACGAUCAUCGUCAUCGACAUCCGUGCGAGCUGAGCGUCGUCUUCGUCAUGCCUCCGACACCCGACUCGUCCGGCGCAUCCAGCCCCGCCGCCAAAAGGCAGCUCAGAAAGUACGCAUCGGCGAUCGCGUGGGCGCUCGCGACGAAACCCAAGCCGUCGCCCCGAGACCUGCCGCCCGCCGAGGAGACCGUCUACCUGCGCUGCGACGAGGCGAGCGCGCGAGUCUUCCUGUGCGACCGGCGCAAUCUGUGCGAGCGCAGCUCCGUCUUCGAGCGCGAGCUGACCAAGACCAGCGCGCCCCGCGUCCUACUGUUGCGCGGCCUCGAGGCGGCCUCGGUGCUCCAUCUCCACGACGCUCUGACUUUCGGCAACGCGCUGGUGCUGCACCACGAGCUGCCCGGCUAUCGUCGGCUGGCCGAGUCGUUGGGGCUCAGCGAGAAUAUCGGCGUCAACGCGUUUCCCUGGGACCAUCCGCAGGAGCAGAAAAUCGAGAGGAAGCGCUUCUGCCGCCAGGUGGACGCGUCGAGCCCCGCCUGGGGACAGCUGGAUAUCACGAUCGACGGCGAGAACCUGGAGUUCAAGCCGACCCUUAUUUCGCCGAAAGGGUCGCCGAAGAGCUGGCGCGACGACCCCACGGAGACAAGGGGAUAAUAAUAAUUCAUAUUUUAAUCAUUAUAGUGCCAUUAUCACGACUUGUGCAAUAAUAUUUUAAAUAAAAAGACUUGUAAUUUUAAU
This is a messenger RNA of Trichogramma pretiosum, 1110 nucleotides long. RefSeq lists its product as uncharacterized. The record is from RefSeq and is a predicted model, not a curated record. Bases 424 to 1026 code for a protein of 200 amino acids. NCBI's taxonomy places the organism in Eukaryota, Metazoa, Arthropoda, Insecta, Hymenoptera, Trichogrammatidae. The transcript has 2 exons.